CGAUGAAGAAGAUCUGCGUUUAAAAUGGUACGAUGGAGAAGAGUAACGGAACCAAGUAGGACGCUUAUAGGUACUGUCGAUAUUACCAUAGGGAAGGUCCCGCAGGUCAUUCAGCGCCAGAAGUAGACGACCAAGGCCGAACCGGAAUGAAAGCUCGAGUCGUCCGAGACGAGUUCCCUGCAUUGAAUAAUAAAAAAGAAUCGCACAUGGGGAACGUGACAAUAUCACAUAUGAAUGAACCUGUAGGAAAAACUACAAUCGAUAAGGCGUACCUGUUUAUCGAGAGCAAGUGCGUCAUUGAUCGCACAAUCAUUGAUAGUAAUCCUGACCGACCGGUGGUUGUUCCAGCAAUGCAAAUUAUAGGCUCGCAUGCAAAGUUGUUCUCUGUUCGUCUGGCUGCUCCGGGUCUCUACGUCGUCGUGAGUGAAGGUUCGUGUACCUUGCCGACAACUGUGGAUACUUUUCGAGAUUUGCGGGAAGUAUACAUUUUGCUUCGAAAAUUCAAGGAUGCCUCUGUGGAUCUAUCGAAUGCACUAAUUUACAGCAAUCGUGCAGACGAUUUAAAAAAGGAACAUCUCCGGGAUACGUGGAUGCCUCCGCGAAGUGGUGUGAGAAUUUCGCCCUUGCCCAAAUAUCUGCUGCAAUCGAUCGGAGAGAGCAGCGAUUAAUGACGUCGAAUAAUCAAGACUCCACGUCUUUCAUAGGUACUUUCACAUCAUAUGAAUACCUCCUCACUUCCACCGUCCACAUUACGACAUCGUUCUUCUUUUCCUCCUUCUUCAGCACAUUCACCACAACAAUGUCAACAACAAGACGAGUCACUAUAAGCACAUCUAUCACGCAUAAAUCAUUCCUCUUGUCGUCUUCAUGCCUUCAAAUCAAAUGAACAUCAAACUUAAGCUCAUCGAAAUUAAUAUGUUACAAGGGACCGUAUCAACGCAUGGAUCCCAAUUUUAUACCUAUACAGUAAUUGGAAAUUAGGAGGACACUAAAUUUCUCGUGUCUCAAAUGGGUCACAAGUG
Radiomyces spectabilis is the source of this 1022-nucleotide messenger RNA. RefSeq lists its product as uncharacterized. NCBI's taxonomy places the organism in Eukaryota, Fungi, Mucoromycota, Mucoromycetes, Mucorales, Radiomycetaceae. The transcript has 3 exons. The coding region runs from base 147 to 668 and encodes 173 amino acids. The record is from RefSeq and is a predicted model, not a curated record.